Messenger RNA from Patiria miniata (bat star), 4777 nucleotides. RefSeq lists its product as uncharacterized. Gene Ontology annotation, molecular function: protein binding. NCBI's taxonomy places the organism in Eukaryota, Metazoa, Echinodermata, Asteroidea, Valvatida, Asterinidae. The record is from RefSeq and is a predicted model, not a curated record. The transcript has 11 exons. Bases 200 to 2791 code for a protein of 863 amino acids.
UCCUCAAAAUAAACUUCGACGGGUCUCUCCGGGUGCGUUCAAUGGAGUGAAAGAAAUUUACGACCUAGGAUUGGAUAGAAACGAGCUCACCUCUCUCCCAAUAUUUGAACAUUCGAUAAGUAUCGGAAAGUAUCGACUAGCCAGGAACAAACUCAAUUCUGAAGGCCUUCCAGAGGAUGCGUUUUACAACAUAACAGCAAUGCAUUAUCUGGAUUUGUCGUCCAAUCGACUGACUUAUAUUCCAACUGGACUUUUCCGGUCGCAGACUGAGCUCCGAUAUCUCUACUUACAGCGGAACAAAAUCAGUGUCCUGCAUGCCAAGGUGUUUGCGGGACUUUAUCAGCUUAAAGAACUGUUUAUAUUUGACAACCCAAUCACUGAACUAGUGGACUGGCUGUUUUAUGAUACCAAAUUGGAAAAUAUGUACAUUUUUCAGACCAAACUUUCGUCGAUAGGGGAGCGGCCAUUUGCGACCGUGAACCACACUCUCCGACGUGUAUCAAUCUACGACAGUCACUUGAAGACCGUUUCCAAUUCUGUCUGGCAAGAUCUGGGGAACUCAUGUUAUGUAGCAAUCGACAACACUUUGAAGUUUGCGCCAUUCACAAAUAGAUCUGACCUCGAAAUCGAAUUAGUUGGUGAUGGAUUCGCCCAGCCAAUACUGGUGACGCCUGAUCAGCAAACGAUAUUUAGCGAGUGGGGAUUUACGUGUGUCCAAUCUGCUGAUGAUUGGUUGUGUACGCCCUGCCAACAGGGCACUUUCGGGGUCUCUUGGGGUGACAAAAGUUGUAUUGCAUGCCCUCCAGGGGGCUUUUUCCAAAUCAAGACGGGGCAAGUGGCUGACCCCUCUCAAGGUAUCAACUGUCAGAGAUGCAACAAUGGCACCUACGUAACGCCUGAGACGCACCCUGGUAUCAGUCCUGCGAAUUGCACAGUGUGUCCUACGGGUACCAAUAAGAGCCUUCACGCUGGCUUCCGCGCCUGUCCAUGUCUGGAUGGUUUCUACCGUACCGACCGGUUCGGUGAAUGCCAUCCGUGUCCAACCGAAGGAGUCAACUGCUCAGAAGAGUACCAACACCUCCUGUCUGGCUUCUGGUGGACCUGGGACUGGGGUUUAUCGGAUGACAACUACCUAUCCUACGAGCGAUUCGUCCAAGAUGUACGCACUGAAAGUCCCACCUUUGACAACACAAGCAAGAGGUUUGAGGGCGUGUUACCCAAGGUGAAUAAAUGUCCUCGCAGUGAGUCGUGCGUGAACGCUGUGCUGGGUGGUAUCAAGGCAGAAUGCGAGGAAGGCUACACGGGUUGGCUUUGCUCCCAAUGCAGUCGUUACUAUUACCCUUGGUUCGAUCACUGCUUCGAGUGUCCCGAAUGGUGGUGGUUCCUGCUUGAAGUCAUUGCUGUAUGCGUGGUCAUUGCUCUGAUUGUCAUCAUCAUAGCUUGGCAGGCACGUAAGGUCCGAAGAAGCGGUCGGUCUGCCGUCAACAUGCUGCUUGCUCGAGGGAAGAUCCUACUGGGUUUCUACCAGGUCAUGGGGGAGAUAUUCUCAGCGCUGGAUGACAUUGCCUGGCCGAAUAUAUUAACAAGUGUUGGCUCUGUCUUCAGACUGUUGGAGGUGAACAUCAUGCGACUGUUUAUCAGUCCCAGGUGCUAUUUCCCCAACUUCACUUAUCCUAAUAUUUACAUUGAGUUCCUGGUAGGCAUUGUAUUUGUGGUGUUCGUUCUGCUCGCCGCCUGGUGUUUUUACAGCUCCAAGAUGUGUUACUUGAAAGCAAAGAAAACUCCUCGUGCAGAACGAAAAGCUCUUCUGUCGCAGACCAAGCAGAGGUGUUACAUGUUUGUGGUGAUACUGCUCUUUAUUUCCUACCCCAGCCUGUCUAGUGUUAUUCUCACAUUAUUACCCUCUGGGUGUCACCUCUUCUACGUUGACGAAAAAGACACCCUCAAUGUGACCAGACUUCGAGCCGAUUAUUCGAUCGAUUGCCAAACGCAGCAGCAUGUUCAUUUCAACUACGCAGCUGAGGCCUCCCUCUUCUACGUUGUUGGGUUUCCCUUGGUGUUGUUUCUCCUCUUGUGGUGGAACGUCAGAAAACGGAAGAAGACCGGGGCUGUCGGUGGUAGACGGGAAAGUGAGGAUCAGCCUUUGCUGGAUGAUGCUAGUCAAUGUCGUUUGGAUGCCGGUUAUGUCGCCAGUUGCAGAAACGAGGUGGCUUGUGAGACAGAUGAUGAACUUCUCCUACACUCGGACCCGCAAGGUCAGGCUGUAUUCAAUUGGGAGAGUUUCCUGUGCGAGAAUUACAAGCCAAGGUUCUGGUACUGGGAGAUUCUGGAGCUGGCCCGCAAGAUUGUCCAGACGCUGUUUGUGCUGCUAUACGGGCCCGACGAUCACUUCACCAUGUUCGCCACCAUAGUCAUAUCGGUGGGCUUUCUGCUCCUGCACGCUUACGUCAAGCCCAUGAAGGAUGCUGUCGAGCAUCGUCUGCAGAUGUGCUCGCUUGGUACCAUCUUCCUGAACCUGUUGGCUGCGUCGCUGCUUCUGUUGCCGAGCGAGGAUGCUCAAUCAAGCCAGAACAGAAAGGAGGUCCUCUCUGUUGUUCUUGUGCUGAUGAACCUCAGCGUCAUCGUUUUUGUCAUUGCUAGCUUGGUCUGGACCGGAGUAAAGGCUCUAUGGCGUCAUGGAUGCUUGCGUAGCUUAGGAUCGUGCAUCGCUGGGGUGUGGGGCUGGUGCAGUCGACCCCUUCAUCGUGGCCUAGGGCUGACUAACCAUGUUUACGAUAGCGUCGACGAAUAGGAUUCAUCCACAAUGACAGUCAACUUUAAGUACUAGACCUGAUUCGAUGUAAACUAUACAACGGUCAAAUUCUAAGAGAUAAGACACACGGGGCAGUUUCAAUCACAUUUAAUAGUGAAUUCUCAAGAAGGCUCAUAGUAAUUUCCUCAAGAACAUUGUAGAGUAAUUCCCCAAGAACAUUCCAGAGUAAUUCCUCAAGAACAUUCUAGAGUAAUUCCUCAAGGAAAUUCAAGAGCAUUUCCUUGAGAGCAGCCGAUGGUAAUUCCUCAAGACAGUCGAUAUAGUAAUUCCUGAAAAACAGUCGAUAGUAAUUCCUUAAGAAAAGUUGAUCGUAAAUCCUCGAGAACUGUCGCUAAAGACAUAGUCUAAAACUUUAAUCGCUAUAAAAAGAUCACGCGACCUAAUAGACUAAUCAGGAGCUGUUGAUUCCUCGAGAAAAGUUUCGUGGUUUAAUGUUAUCGAUUAAAAAGAAAUAAUUUACAUAUCUGUAUACCAAGAUGCCACAAAGUGCAUGUUUAUAAGUAGACCUAGAGGUCGGAUUGCUGUGAACGAAAUGUUUGUUCAGAAGUAGUGGUAUCUCUGUGGAGUUAUUGAUUAAUUUGCGGUGUAUACUAUCAGUAAAUAUUUCUAUGUAAUAAUAUUCUGGCUUUGUAAAGGUAAUUCGUUUUAUGUACAUUUGUUUCUGAUUUGUUUUCGUUUUCUGUAAUUAAUGCUUUGCAUGUAAAUUCAAUAUCAAGUUUUAAAUUCACCAAGUAAGAUGAGUAAUUCCUAAAGAGCAGUCGCUAGUAAUUUCUUAAGAACAGUCGAUAGUAAUUCCUUAAGAACAGCCGAUAGUAAUUCCUUAAUUCGUAUUUUUAGCUUUGUAGUUUGAGGGGACAUUAUUGGCUUGAAUGCGCCCAAUUGGGCUACAAAACCUUAUUUCUACCCUGUUUAGAUCGAUGAAAACUGACGUGUAAGACAUGUCUAAAACUUUAAUCGCUACAAAAAGAUCACGUGACCUAAUCGACUAAUCAACAGCAGUUGAAAGUACAUGAAAUUCCUCGAGAAAAGUUUCGUAGUUUAAUGUUAUCGAUUAAAGAGAAAUGAUGUAGUCUUUAUACCCAGAUGCCACAGAGAGUAUGUUUAUAGCUUGGCUUUGUAAAGGUCAUUUGUUUGUGUAGAUUUGUUUCUGAUUUGCUUUCUUUUUCUGAAAUUUAUGUUUUGCAUGUAAAUUCAUUAUCAAGUUUUAAAUCCACCACGUAAGAUUAGAACGACAGAUUAAGCUUGAAUGGAUAACUGUGCCUGGUACAGCACCGGCACCCCGUCAUCAGCGAAUUAUCACAUUAUCACUUUGCAAAAUCGUGUUUUACAAUGUGGCGUCGGCAAAAACAAAAACACUCCAUGGAAAAAAAUGGACGCCGUAUACCAACCUACAAACAUGCAAGCCUCUAUGCAUUGUCUGCAAAACAAUGACAUAAAUGAGGCCUUACUUUUAAUACUGAGGCCUUAUUAAAUGACAGUGAUCAUUCUAAAAUAUUAAUAUCGUAACGCUUCUUGCUUGCGAUAGAUUACACGUCUUCAUCAGCUCAGCCAAUCAAAGGCUAAGUUUGUCACUGGCAGUAAAAUUGACCAAUCACAAGCCACUGACGUGGCAUGAGGUCCAAUUCUACCAAAUUCUGUCCAGGUACUGUCAAAUUCCACCCCUGCCGGGCCUCUUGGUCAUUUAAUGUUAUCUACAGUGUGAUAUCGGGGUAUUUCAUUUUAUCCUCAGCUCUUGAGAAAACAUACAAACGUUUCUCGUCGAAUUACCAGGCAGUUCUUUUACGAUAAAUGCCGUUUUGUACUUGCUACUGAAAUGCUUUUAGUUAAAACGAGUGUAAAAAAAAUAAUAAUAACAAGUUGAUAUCCAAAUAUUUUUAUCAUGAGAUAAUCUGAAAGUGAACAUAUCACAUAAAGUAACGUAUGCACUAACUACUUUUAGAUACUAAUUUUGACAAAUUGAAAUAA